AUGACAUUUGUUCAUGUAGGAAAGACGCCUGUUCCGCAACGUAUCGUACCCAAAUUCUCCAAUGAGGUCUUCUAUCCUGGAAGCGCCCCUGCUGGUGUUACUCCACAGUAUUUCACAACUUUAAAUGUCUAUCAACAAUGGCUGCAAAUUUUCGGUCCAGGUGUUCCUCUUCCUGAAGAUGAUCGAAACAUGCCAGGUUAUCCUCAAAAGCACCUGCGCACGGAAACUGGUGAAGAGGGUCCCCUAUAUCGCUAUUGUAGCAAGGAAAGAGUUUGGAAGCCCAGGUCCGAAUUUCCCAUAAGCAAUGGCAGGUUUCUAUCCACAUGUAUUAAUUGUAAAACGGUUGAUGAAAGAAGGGCAGCUAAACGACUAGGAGAAUCAUUGAAGAACAGGAACGAGGGCUCAUUCCAAGGACUACAGCCGAAUCAGGAUGUGAUCGCACGAUCUUCGCAACGAAGCAUGCCCACUAAUCAGCAAAAAUCUAGUGUUGCCAAUUUGCCUCUGAGGCCGAAGGCUAAAGUAUCCACUGCCAAGUCUAUACCAAAAUAUCCUAUGCCCGUACCAGUAUUCGCUACACCAGCUCUGGGUCCGCCUAAGAAGACCACAUCAAGGCUCGAGGAAUUUAAAGGAAUGCAAUUUGAGGUAGAAAGGCUUCGAUCCAGUCUUAUUGGUCAUGGGAGAGUCAAGAAACUAUACGAAGCGAAAUUAGAGAAAUUCACUAUGGCGACGGAUCGUGUCAGUGAAGGGAGUGAGGACGACAGAGGUAAGAGAAUGGCCGAGGCAGCGAGGCUCCAAGACCUCAUAUCCAAAGUGGAUGAUAAAAUUAAUAAAGCCCGAAGUAAGCUGGAUGUUGUCAAUCUUAUGAUUGAUCUUAUGGCUGAUAUGAAUAAAGACGAUAUUGGCUACCUAAGCAACAAUGAAGACACGGGUUUUCCUAGUAUCGAUGAGGAACGGAAUAUAGAAUCACUCAACAGCCCUGAGAACUUCGAUAAUGCAAGAGAAGCAGGUGUUGACUUUGCUGGUCAAACCAACGAUUCAUUGCAGUUUUCGCCAACGCCGCAUAGCUAUCCUCCACUAGAUGAAGAUGGUCAUAUACUCAGCAAAGAUGACCCAUCUAUUUCAGAUCUUGAUUUCGUGAGCGGAUUGGAGGCCACGGCCGAAAAAGAGCCUGGAGAUGGAACGAGAGAUGUGGAUAUGAACUCCGAACUUGAUAGUCUGGCUAGUGUAAGCGCCAUUGUUCCCUGUGCUGAUUCCUCCGUACUUCCUCAAAAUCGAGACAGCAUUGACCCAAACCUUCAACAGUUUUCAAACAUCCAAACAGAGAAUCCUCAACCUCAAGAGGGACUCGAAAUUAAUCGAUUCCGAGCGCUGUCAGUCUCCCAAGACGUUCAAGAUCAACAUGCUCCAUCUUACAAAUCUCAAUCUCGACAAUCUUCUUCUCAACAACAAUUCCAAUUUCAGCCUCGCCCACCCUCGAUGUUCAGAGACCUCAAUCCGCAUCGGCCAUACCAAACUUCAGAUCAGAAUUCGAAUCAUUUACAACCCUAUAAAGCUACGAAUACUGCCGCUAAACCCUCCCCGUUGACCACACAAACCCCUGACCUGAAUUCAAACCUCUUCAAAAAUUCCAAUCCUACCAUCGCCUUUCAGUUUAGACAGUCUGAUACGGUGGGAAAAUUCGGGCAUUAUGGUGUCAAGAUAGAGGAAGAUGUUGGGGAAGUUCAGACUUUGGCCUCACAUCAAACACGAGAAACUGUUCAGCAAGCACAACAAUACCAACCGAAUGAACCAAUGAAAAUGUCUCAGUUGGCGCUAAAGGCGAAAAAUGUUUAUGAGCAAACAGCUCAACAGGCGCGGAUGGAUAAAGAGUCACAAGAAGCACACGAUGGACCGAUCCAAGAGGAACUACCAAAGCCGACUAGAGUGGUCCAACAGCCGAAACAAGCUUGCGAAGAACCGGCUCAAGAUCAAUUGACCGAAGAACAAGUAGCUCAAAAUGCAAAAAUCUUUUACGAGCGACAAGCUUCCGAGAAACAAGCCCAACAGAAUGAAACAACUCGGGAGGCGAGUGUGGCUCACGACCAAGUAAUCCAAGAACAGCUAGCUAAAGAACAGCCAGUACAACAGACUGAACUGUUCCAAUUAGCGAAGCUAGCUUGUGACCGACUCGCUCAGGAUCAAUCGGCCGAAAAACGACGUGCUGAAAGGGCAAGAGACGUUUAUGACCAACUAGCUUACGAGAAACGAACCGGACAAGUCGGAACAACCUACAAGAUAACUCAAGGUUAUGACCAAAUGGACGAAGACGAAAUGGACCAAGAUCAACUAGCCGAGGACCAGUUAGCUGAAGACCAAUUAGCCCAAAAAGCAACCGACGCACAAGACGUCUACGACCAACGAGCUUGCGAGAUACGAGAUCAAAGAAAUGUACUAGUGAAACACGUCCAUGAUGCUCACGACCAACACUCCCAACUAUCUCAGAAGACCCAGCUCGCUCUGCAGGACCAACAGGGAAUCAGAACUCGGAAAGCAGAAUACCAAGCAAGAAUACAAAGAAACCCCUUUGGAUCGCUCCCGAAAUUCCAUUCACUUCCAAAUCAUGAAUUGGCCCGACCAACCCAAGGCAUACAAUCCCUCAAACGACGCGCCGACGAAACUUUAGAACCACGAAACCAACCCCAACCUGAACAUUCUAUUCGACGAUCCAAGCGAGCCAGACGUCGAGCAGAGACAGAAGCGGAGAUGCAGGAAUGA
This is a messenger RNA of Botrytis byssoidea, 2754 nucleotides long. RefSeq lists its product as uncharacterized. Bases 1 to 2754 code for a protein of 917 amino acids. The transcript has a single exon. The record is from RefSeq and is a predicted model, not a curated record. Lineage: Eukaryota; Fungi; Ascomycota; Leotiomycetes; Helotiales; Sclerotiniaceae.